Messenger RNA from Contarinia nasturtii (swede midge), 2870 nucleotides. RefSeq lists its product as uncharacterized. The coding region runs from base 310 to 2757 and encodes 815 amino acids. Gene Ontology annotation, biological process: transcription initiation at RNA polymerase II promoter; RNA polymerase II preinitiation complex assembly. The transcript is spliced from 3 exons. Gene Ontology annotation, cellular component: transcription factor TFIID complex; SAGA complex; SLIK (SAGA-like) complex. NCBI's taxonomy places the organism in Eukaryota, Metazoa, Arthropoda, Insecta, Diptera, Cecidomyiidae. The record is from RefSeq and is a predicted model, not a curated record. Gene Ontology annotation, molecular function: transcription coactivator activity; RNA polymerase II general transcription initiation factor activity.
AGCGUUUAACUGCAGAGUGUGACAAUCGGCGAAAACAAAUUACAUUUCGAUUCAGAAAUAUCACUAUUACCUACGACCAAUUUUUUUUUUAAAUUUAUAAACAAAACGAAAUUGUACAACAUUCGAAACGGUUAUUUUUCUUUCAUUUAUUUUGAGAUUUAUUUUUAUUUUCAUUUCGGUGGCAUUUGCAAAUGUGUAUGAACAAGAUAAUUCGAUGCACAAAGCUCGAUUUUACACAUUACAAUUCACUUAAUUUAUUCGUUGUUUAGUUUUAUGUUCGAAAAGCAAUAAACAAUACGAAACGCAAUCAUGAAACCGAGUACACAGACAGCAGCCACCACAAAGUCCAUAUCAUCAUCAUCAUCACCGUCAUCGAAGUCAAAGACUAAGAAAUCAUCGUCAUCGUCAUCGAGCAGCAGCAGCAGCAGUAUCGGCAACACCAAUCAACACUCAUCCAGUACACACACAUUAACCGCACAACAACAGACCAGCACCGUUCAAUCAAAUCCAAAUCAUUUAAGUAACAGUAACGAUCAUGCAUCAUCUAGUUCAUCGUCGAGCCGAGAUAAGAAUAAUCAACGAACCUAUAUUGGAAUCAAUGCAAACAGUGUAAAAUGCAUAUGGGAGCAGAACAAUAAAGGUGAUAUUGAUUUGAAUCCGGACAUCUUACCAAUACUCGCCGAAGAUGCUAGCUACAAAUUAUGGGAAACAGUAAACAAUUUAAAAACAUUUGCCCGACAUUCGGGUGGAAAAUUAACAACAAGCAUUGUAAAUGAAUUGCUCAAAGACUGUAAUGUGCCGCCCAUCAUUGGUGCACAUUCAACGGCACGUGAAUGGAAGCGUUUAGAUUGCGAUGGUACGUUCUAUUAUCAGGCAGACGAUGUGAUCGAUUUACGUGAAGAGUAUUUACGUGAUGUGACACUUCAGCAAACCGGUCCAUUAACAUUAGAAGCAAACUGGGUGUCGAAUCAACGGAAUUUUCGUGAUCUAACCAAAUUAUGGCAAAGUAUAAUACUGGCAAUUGUGUUGGGCGAUGAUGCAGCCUUCCAAUAUACAUUGCAUACAACAUUGAUAAAUCCAUUUAUCGGUUGCAUUCUACCGCAUUUGGUACAAAAAACAAUUGAAUAUUUGGCCUUUGGUUGUACAGACGAUACACUUGAUCGAUUGUUACGCUUUCUUAAGGCGCUUGUACAAAAUUAUCAUAGUCGUGAUGUGGCCAACAAUGAGGAAUAUUUUAAUUUGUGUAAUUUAUUUGUGUGUCUAUUGGUCGGUCAAAUGGAUAUGAAAUCGAAAUUAGCGUACAUUCGAAUGGAGCGCGCAAAACAGGAAAAAUUGGAAAAACAACGCAACGAAAAAGAAGGAAAAAUGCCAGCCAAACCGAGCGUUUCACCGUUGGUGAAAAAUAUCAAAACGGAAUUUAUGGGCACAACAAAAGAUACACGAAAUUGUGGCGGCGGUGGCGGCGUAGGCGUUGGCAGUAGCAGCGGCAGUGUUGGUGGUGGUGAUGCUAGCGCCAGCACUGAAGGUGUUGAAAGUAGCGUGACCGUUGCUGAUAGUGGUGAAGUAGCCGCCGAUUCAGAUAAAGUGAUAAUCAAAGAUGAGUCCGAUUAUUCGAAUGAUGUGUACUCAAAUUAUGUGGUAAAUCCGGUGGCAAUAAGCAUUAAAACCGAAACACCUGACGAUCAACGAUUUUUUGAUUCCGAUUCAAAUAUGAAAUUUGAUGAUGGUAAUAUGUACAACACAGAUUUUCACGAUGAACCAAUGUUUGAUGAAAGUGGAAAAAAUGCGACUGAAAUAAAAACCGAAACGACCGAAAAUUUAUUGCGCGACGAUAAUAAAUGUGCGAGCACAAUAAAUGGUGAAAAUUUGCAUGGCUAUUGUAAUGAGGUAUUUUCACCGUUUGUCACCGGUGCGUGUAACGAUCGAUUUGUCGAUGAGGUAUGCAAAUUAAUUGGCUAUUUGUCCGGUAAAUGGGGUUAUUUUGAACAUGAAAUCACAUAUUUGCUGGCGAAACGUUUGGAGAUUUUCUUUUUCGAUAUGCGCAUCGACUGGUCAACAAAUGAAUUUAAAUGGCUGGCCCGUGUUAUACAAGCGCUUAGCGCACUCGGUGAAACUGCAUUUCGUGAAUUAACACUUUACUUCGAACACAUACCAUACGAACAUUUGCCCGAAUGGUUGAUACCGUAUUUUAGUUAUGGUGCCAUUUAUAUUCGAGGCCGAAAAGAUUUUUAUUUCUAUGAAUAUAUGCAAGAGGUGUGCGGUGAUUCGUUGAUACCAUUUUUAGUUUACCAUCCAAAGUAUGUGUGUAAAUUGCAAGCACGUGCUGUGGCCAAAAAACAACAAUCAACACAAUCGCCGUUGAAAAUUUGCUCAAAAUCAAUGAUUAAAUUUAUUGAACGCAAAGAUUUACCGAAAAAAUGUGACAAACCAUCAUCAUCAUCGUCGUCGUCGACGUCAUCAUCAACAACAUUAUCACCAACAUCUGUUGACACCGCAUUUCCAAAACGAACAAAAAAUAUUCGCAAAAUGGCACCGUCAUCACGACGAUUUGGUUUUAAAUUUGCUGGCUGUUGUCCGGUUAUGGCUAAAACAACCAUUAAACUUAGCACUGAACAACAAUUCAUUCAGUCAUUUGAAUUAUGUAACAAAUUGAAUAAGCUUAUUGUAAUUUGUAGACGAAAAUUGUUAAAACCGAUUUACAUAAAUCAUAAGACAAAUUUAAAUCACUUAACCGAUAUCAGGCAGUACAAUAUUUAGAAUUAGACAAAAUCAACACACAAACACACACACACUUGCAAAUACAAUUCAAUGCAAAUAAAAAAAAUAAAGAUGAGAAAACAAACAAAAACGAAAUCAAAAUAGAGAAAAGU